AUGACUUCUUCUGUUCAUUUCAAGUUCAAAUCUCAGAAGGAACCCUCGAGGGUAACGUUUGAUGGCACGGGUAUAUCAGUUUUUGAGCUGAAAAGAGAAAUCAUCAAUCAAAAUCGACUAGGCGAUGGAAGUGAUUUCGAACUCGCAAUUUAUAAUGAAGAUACCAACGAAGAAUACGACGACGAUACAACCAUUGUCCCACGAUCCACGUCUGUAAUCGCCCGCAGGCUUCCUGCUGCAAGACCCGGGAAGGGUGGGGCUGCACGCUAUGUCUCUGGUAAAAUGCCAGUGAACGCUCGUAGUUCCGCCAGGAUUGACGCCCCUUUAUCCAACCGACCUAACGGUGGAGGCACAACUAUAAACAAUAUUACCGACUUGAAUACUGCGCAAUCUGAAGAUGAAAAGAUCAAAGCAUUAUUUAGCUUGCAAGAAACGCAAUGGAAGGAACAACAAAACGAAAUGGCCAAUGCUACUCCAGUUCUAUUUAACCGAAACAGAGCAAAACCUGUCAAUAUUCCUGAUCACCCUCCGCCACCAGGUUAUUUGUGUUACCGUUGUCGAGAGAAAGGACAUUGGAUACAAGCGUGUCCCACCAAUAAUGAUCCUAAAUUCGAUGGUCGUUAUCGAGUCAAACGAUCAACGGGAAUACCCCGAUCCCUCCAGAAACAGGUUGAAAAACCUGAUUCCUUGGCAUUGGAUGGAGCAAAUGAAGAUUCGAAGCUUUCCGGAGUGAUGGUAAAUGCGGAUGGUGACUUCGUGGUUGCCCAGCCAGACAAGGCGUCAUGGGAAUUGUACCAGGAAAAAGCUAAAGCUUCUGCUGCAGCCGCAGCUGAAUUUGCAGCAGCUGAAGGGAACAAAGAGAUACAGGCGCGAGGUUUACAGUGUCCAAUUGAUAAACGAUUGUUACUAGAGCCAACGAGAACGCCAUGCUGCAAAAAAACUUAUUGCAAUGAUUGUAUCACAAAUGCAUUGAUCGAAAGUGAUUUUGUUUGCCCUAAUUGUUCUACGGAAGGCGUAUUGAUAGACAAUCUAACAGUGGACGAAGAGGCCAUGGAUAAGCUGAAGGAUUAUCAAAAAGAGAAAGCUGAGAAACAGGAGAAAGAGAGAGAACAAUCUGUUAGCGACAAGUCCACCAUAUCCCCACCAAGAGCUACUUCGAAACUCGCCAACCAAAAACACGAGUCCACUUCUUCCCCAAAACUACCAACCCAAUCGAGUCCAACAUAUCCGAAAAAAAGGUCUGCAGGAGAAGAGGAUGAGAGCAAUAAUAAGCAGGAACUUGCUGCUCCCCCACCGGCAAUGAAAAAGCAGAAAUCAAACGACAGCCAACCCCAAACUACCAUCCAUCACAACCAGAAACCAGAGCCCCAUAACAAAUUUUCUCCGUCACAGUUCCAUCAGCAACUACCCCUUGGAAAUUUUAAUUCUCCAUCUGCCCAUCCAUUCCCAAGGCCCGCUUUGGCGCCAAAUAACGUAAGGCCAAUGUCGGGAUUUAUUGCGCGGUGUAAAUACCCCUUCUCCUCUCCAUCACGGAUACGCACAAGCCAAAAAUGGAUGGAAUCAAAUGGCAAAUAA
Molecule: messenger RNA, 1575 nt
Organism: Histoplasma mississippiense
Lineage: Eukaryota; Fungi; Ascomycota; Eurotiomycetes; Onygenales; Ajellomycetaceae
Exons: 4
Coding region: 1-1575 (524 amino acids)
Biological process (GO): protein ubiquitination; mRNA processing; ubiquitin-dependent protein catabolic process
Cellular component (GO): nucleus
Molecular function (GO): nucleic acid binding; ubiquitin protein ligase activity; zinc ion binding
Source: RefSeq, a predicted model, not a curated record